This is a messenger RNA of Prorocentrum cordatum, 1161 nucleotides long. NCBI's taxonomy places the organism in Eukaryota, Dinophyceae, Prorocentrales, Prorocentraceae. The record is from the annotation of a GenBank genome assembly.
GGUGAACGCCUUGCAGGUUUGGAGGCACUCCGGCCAGUCGACGAUGGCCGGCAGGGCCUCCUUCUUCGCGCGCUGCCGGCCGGCACAGGGAGCCGCUGGCCAGAGGAGCCUGGACGUGACCAUCCACAUGAUGUUCCAGUGGAUGUGGCCCGCCUCGGGGCCCCGGGACGUGGCGCGCUGCCUCGCAGUCAUCUGCCGGCACGAAUUGCAGAAGAUGCGCGUGCCCACGCCGCGCAAGAUCGAUCAGUCUGACCUGAAGCCGUUAAGAGAGCUCUUCGAGCUCAUGGACGUCCAGAGAAAGGGCUACCUCACUGCCCAGGAUUUCGACACGUUCCGCUUCGGCGGCAAGGGCUACCCGAGCAACGAUUUGGAUGCGGACGUAGUCCAGGCCGUGUGCGACAACCAGCAGAUCGACCUGCCCUGCUUCCUGGAGCUCAUGUGCGGGCACAACGCGCUCGGGCACGCGGGGGCCCUGCGCGCCUACGUGGCGCCCGAGCCCGAGGCCGGCGGCCUCACCGCGGCGGGGGCCGGGCGCGGGCUGCGGUGGCUCGAGCGCGAGGAGGUCGGCUUCAACGGCUGGGUCGCGGAGGAGCCGGACAUCAUAGAGGUAUCGCGGCUGAGGUUCGUGGACGCCGUGGAGGACGAGGUACGUCGGCUGCGGCAAAUCGCAGAUGAUGCGCAGAUGUCGCGAUCAAAAGGGUACGUCUGGAAGGUGAUCGCGGCCACGCGCAUCUCCAGGUGGCCACCGGCAUUCCGCGCCGCGGCUGCCGCCCCCGCCGUUACCUUUGUUUGGCGGCCGCUGCUAGGGGCAACGGGAUGGUGGCUUUCACGGCAGCCGCUGCCGCCGUGGCCGCCGCAUUGGUUGCCGCUCUGACCAUGGCCGCUGCCGUUGUCGCCAUCGGCAGUCGUGACUAGGGCAGGUCAGGUGAGGAGCAUUGCUUUGGGAUUGUAUGCUCUGUUGAUGUUGUUGGUAAUUGCACGAAGCACAUUCCAUCUGACCUUGCGCUGAUCUCAGGUAGUCAGUUCGAUACGUGUUUAAAAGGGUCUGUCUUUCGUUCCCGAACAGAUGAGAUUUGUUACCGUGUCCGUUUCUGUCCGUGUUUGCGCAUUCGCCCACGUUUAUGCUUGCCUAUGUGUUUUCAUCUGGGGAUGUAUUUGCGC